Podarcis lilfordi (Lilford's wall lizard) is the source of this 37404-nucleotide messenger RNA. The record is from the annotation of a GenBank genome assembly. Lineage: Eukaryota; Metazoa; Chordata; Lepidosauria; Squamata; Lacertidae.
AUGAAGUUAUAUGUAUUUCUGGUCAACACUGGAACCACCCUUACCUUUGACACAGAACUUGCCGUACAGAAGUAAGUAAAUCCUUCUGGUCUUCUGUGAGGAAUCUGUUGCUGGACUGUUCUUAGCAAAGCCAUCUCUUGAUUCACAGUAUAUGUUUUGUUUGGGAGUGAGAGUUAAAGCAAAACUACUAUUAGAAUGAACCUGUAGUGUUACAGCUUUUCUGAGACAUUUAGACAAUUUAAGAAAUACUCUCUUAUUAAUGUGGUUUUUGUGCCAUUACAUGAACCUUGCUGGAGCUCACCCCCUUCAUCCUUGUUUGAGAUCCUUCCUCCUUUGCCAUUCACUCUAAAUUAAGAGAGCUUGUGCUGGAUAUAUGGCAUGGUCACUGCAGCAGGGCCAGCUUACGUUGCCUGUUCUGUCCUUAAACAGUUGGGAUGGUUUCUCAUAUAAAAUGCCAUUAGUGAUGGAUUGACAAAGGGCAGUUACUCCUAGCCUCUAUCAUUGUCCUAGUGUAGGAAGUAGCAGUUUAAUAACUGAACUUUGGCAUUAUCUAUAUUAAGUCUUUAACAUUUAGAGUACUCUGUAAAUGUAUAAUUCUUAAGGAUCUGUGGAAGAUACUGAAACUUUUUUUUGUCAUUUUAAUCAGUGUGGCAGACCUUAAACAAGCUAUCCAAACUAAAUACAAGAUCGCUAUUCAACAUCAAGUAUUGGUUGUCAAUGGAGGAGAGUGUAUGGCAGCUGACAGGAAAGUCUGUAGUUAUAGUGCUGGAACGGUAAAUAUUCAUUUCUCUUUCCAUUAUUUCAUUUUUUUAAAAAAAGUCUGGAAGGAGAAGAAAGUAAUACUUCUUAUCUUAACACAGGAUACAAACCCAAUUUUUCUCUUCAACAAAGAAAUGAUCUUGUGUGAACGUCCUCCAGCUAUUCCAAAAACAACAUUUUCAGCAGAAAAUGAGAUGGAAUUAAAAGUGGAAGAAUCUCUUAUGAUGCCUGCAGUUUUUCACACGGUAGCUUCACGGACACAGCUUGCUGUGGUAAGCAAUUUCAGACCCUUUAACAAUUGGGCUGUGUUAAAGCAUUGAGCACUCAGUAAACUCUCUCAAAUUGAAGCUAGCUGGACAUGUUGCUGCUUUCAUGGUACGAAGUUUUACUUUUGGUACUCUUCUGUUUCAUUUUGUGGGGAUGGAAUAGUAUCUUUUGGAUUUUGACAUGCUGGAUUAAUCCAGGAGUCUGUAAACAAGUUUUGAAAUGUCCUCUGUUUGUAGGAGGUUAGAAGUAAUGAUAAAGAAGGCUGGUAUGGUAUGGCAGGGUGAACUGGUGUGGAAUAAGGAAGGGAUUGUGGCAUGAAGCAGAAAUGUGUGAUUCCAUAGACUGUUUUAGAAAUUUUAAUCUUGGUAAAUGCCCAGAAAACAUUGCAUUUGCACCUACCUUUAGUUAGUACCAUUUUCUCUUGAGUAUUUUUCAAAAUUACAUUUUCUUUGAAUGGAAGACCACCAACAUGUUUGCAAUAAAAGUGGUAUUUCUGAUGCAAAUACACUUUGUGCUAUUUAUGGAAGUGCAAAUAGAUAUGUGUGUUGCAUGAAAACUACAUGGGUUUUCAUAACUUUCUGUAAAAUGCUUUGAGACUUUUUUAAAAGUUGGCAUAUAAAUCUUAUGGAAUAAAUAUGAUUACAAUUAGGUAUUUUAGAUGGUUUGUUAAGAACAGAUUUCAUUUUGCCUUGAUUGGGUGGAUAAAUCCUUUGCUACUGUGGGAUCCAGUACAUUCCAAAAGUGCAUCAAAAAGUGGUCAGCCAGAUGUUUCAAAGAAGCUUAAUAAGUAGCAUGUGAUGGACAAGGGUGAUUUGAUAGCUCAGUUUCUGCAGAAGAUUCCAGGUUAAAUGUGUGGCAUCUUCUGUUAAAAGAUCAGCUAGCAGGAGGUUGGGAAAACUCUUUCUGAAAUCCUGGGCAGCCUCUCCCAGUCAAAGUAACUACUGGGUUAGAUGGACAAAUAUUCUGGUGGAGCUUCCUAUGCUCCUUCAUAGCCAUAUCAUGUUUCUCCCUAACAGCUAGUAAUCAAAGGUAUGCUACCUCUGAACAAAGCAAUUUGUCCUGCCUGCAUUUAUUUAACCCUAGCAUUCAUGAUAUUCUGUGACAAUGAAUUUCAUAAACUUCAUUUACUAUAGGAAAAUGUACUUCUUCUUGCUAGUUUGUCCUGAGCCUGCUGCUGGUCACCUUUAUUCAGUGACCCUGAGCUCUUUGAAAAGAGAAUAAUUUAUUAUAUUUAAUGAAGUUAGUUGGUUUUAUUUCCAAAAAAUUUAUGCCACCGACAUUAGGAAAAAUAUAUAGCAAUCAACAGCAUGAAGUGAAUAAAAUUUCAUUCGUAAAACAAAUACAAAAUAUAUUACAGGCCAGUAUAUCUGACUAAUACAUCAACUUAUGAAUACAUCAACAUCGGUGGAUCACCCCUCGGACAGAAGUGAAUAGAUUUUGACAGGUGCCUAAAUACCAAUGUAAUAGGUGCCUAUCUGAUGUUCGCUGGAAGUGCAUUCCAAGGGACAGGUGCUUACCCAGAACUAACAUCAUAGCAGGAGUCAAACUUCAUUUAUUGACCCUCAUCCAGCUCACUUCAGCACCACCACACCUGAUUCACAUGCUAUAGAAAAGUAGUACUGGGUGUUGUUGAUGUACUGAUGAGGGCCAAUCAGAGAGAAUCUUGGAGUUUUACACAGUCUGGAAGUAGGUAGGAAGUGCUUAUUGGCACCUAGCCAGGACUUGGGAAUAUCUAAAAAAGCUGGAGGAGAUUUUUCUCUUGCUCUUGCAUAUUAACAAAACAUACAGUGCCUGUGUGUUGGCUGGCUUUGGAAACUGCACAGCAUAUCACCUUGUUAGUUAAAAAAGGCAGACAAGUGAUCUGCAGGGGGGGAGGCAUUUGAGUCUGUGUUGUUCUGAGCCUUCCAGGACAACUACCCUCACUCAGAUUCCUUUUGCAGGGCCUUCUACUGCACAUCUUCUCUUUGCACCAGUGAAUCAUUUUCCUCCUAAGGAAUAUUUAAUAAAUGCUUUUAGUGUUUCAUAUAUCUUAACUUGAAAAUGUCGGAAUUUUUUGCAUCAUGUUUUGCAACAAGUUGAUAUGUAUGUCUAGAGCGCUAACACGUUAAUGUUUAUGUUGUUUUUGCACAGGAAAUGUAUGAGAUUGCCAAGAAACUUUGUUCCUUCUGUGAAGGCCUAGUCCAUGACGAACAUCUUCAGCACCAAGGCUGGGCUGCCAUAAUGGCAAAUUUGGAAGAUUGCACAUAUUCUUACCAAAAGCUGCUUUUCAAGUUUGAAAAUGCAUAUUCAAGUUACCUGCAGUCCAUAGAUGAUAUUAAGCUGAAACUUACACAGUAGGUUUGCCAUUAGACUCCUCAAUAAAAAGCUACCUCUGCAUAGUCGCUUUACUGAAAACUAAGGUUUUAUGGGGGGUUUUUACAUUUACAGUAAAUUAAAUUUAAUCCUGUUCCAGUGUCUUUGCACUAAUUGAAAUAAUAAACAGUGCUAAUGGUAUUAUUUAUAGAGGUUUAAUUUUGGAGUUAAGGCUAUAAACCCAAACUUAAAUCUCACCGAAUUCUUACUUUUGAGUAGAUAUGUACUGGGAUUGCACUGUAAAAAAAAAGUAAGUUUUCCUAACCUUUUUUUCUUCAACACUCCAAUGCAAGACUGUGACUGGCUCAAGGACACCCAGGGAGCUUCACAGUUAAGGAGGAGUCCAACACUCGAACCAUCACACUACACUGGCUCAUCUGAAACCGUUUGCUAAAUAGUGUUGCACACGCAUACGUAAAGGUUUUAGCUCUAGUAAAAAAUAAUCCUAUUCAGGAAUUCAGGAAUUGAAUCCAUGGAGUACCCACAGGGUUGUAUGUGCCUUCCCUGCUGCCCUUUCUGAAAGGGGCUUGUAAGCACAUUCAGCUGAUCCCAGUUACAGAGGGUUCUCAGUCACAUGGGAGACUGUACCCACAUUCAGCUGGAGGCAGUUACAGUUCCCCGUCAGACGUUCCUUCAUAAUGUUGGAUGGUUGAGUGGAGAGAGCAGGGUCACUGCAAACCCCUCCAUGGAUACAAUUAAUGAACAUCCGAAUAAGGCUCAAGUCACAGUCCAAUUCAGAAUAGGUUUGAAUAUUUAAAUUUAUAAGGAAGCAUUUCUUAAUUGGAAAAAAUUGAAGACUUGAGUAUUAAAUUGUAUUGAGGACACCUUUGAGAGCAUAUUUUUAAAGUAUGUUUGCCACUAUACCUCAGUUUCUUUGUACUUAAUAGAUUUUUGUGUGUGUUCUUUUCUCAAGCUUAGGGGCUGCUGUUUCGAUAAUGGCCAAGAUCCCACUCUUGGAAAGCUUAACCAGACACAGUUACCGGGAAUGCUUAGAACGACUAGAUUCUUCUGCUGAACGUGGUGGGACAGAAAGUGAAGACACUGAGAAUGAGAAGUCAGCUGAAGUGGCACUUUCUCCUGAAAUGCUUAAAAUGAACAAACAAUCGCUGUUAGCAUCAUUUUGCAAAUCGGUAGAGCACGCAAUCCCAGAUGGCACACCCUCCGAAAAAGUGGAUGAGAACAGCCAAGCCAGUCAAAAUCCUUCUGUUCAGGACAGUGAUGCUUCAGUGGAACUUAAGGAGACUGAUCUGCCUUCUUUCAAUGUCUCACUUUUAGACUGGAUAAAUGUUCAAGAUAGACCUAAUGAUGUUGAAUCCUUGGUCAGAAAAUGUUUUGAUUCCAUGAGCAGAGUAAGUUAAUGCCUCAAAUAAUGCCAUUGGGUUCUCUUCUAAUAUUUUGCGUUCUGGCUUUCCAGCUUGCUACAAGUUUAAGCAUUCUUCAUAGGAAUACGGUGAGAUGUUCUUACCAGGAGUUCUGAAUCAGAUUUUAAUAAUAGUUGUACAAUCCUCUUUCUUACUCCUACAUUGCAUGAUGAUCUUGCUGUGGUUUGUGUUUGUGGUUUGAGCGAGGUUCCCACUGUUCAUGAACAAUAUUGUUUUCACAUGGUCACUCCCUGUGGGAAUUGUGAUGAACAAAUAUCCUUUUCCUUUCUUGUAUCAGCAGCCAGUCAUCUUCUGAGAGGCUAGGUGUGGCCACUUGCUGCUAUUGUCAUUGUUAGAAAAUGGAAAUGAGCCUUGGGUCCGCUUCAGAAUUGACUUAAGUUGUCACAAUAUGCCCAUGAUGUUAACUCUGAAAUAUAUUUUAAGACUCUUUUAUGGGAAAAUAGGCUCUCCCAUUGUUAGCAUUUCUUUUUUAAAAAAGUAGCAUGGGGUCAGAAUAGAAACUUGUGGGAUACCUUAGGCAUUAAGCAAGUGUCCCCAGGACUACCUUCUGAAACCUUCCAUCUGGGAAGGACUGGAGCCACUGCAAAAUGGUCCCACUCCAUCUAGCAGUCCAUAAGCACUUUGUAGGUGAUGCUAUCUGAAACUUCUAAGAGGUCUGCUAGAACCAACAGGGAUGGUGCUCUCUAUUUAGUUCCCAGCAAAGAUCAUCCACCAAGGUGACCAGAGUAGUCUUCUUCCUGAAACCAGAUUGAAAUUGAAUUGUUCAGAGGGAGCCCACUUUCCCUUGGACAAGUCCCAAAUCUCUCAUAAUCUUCCCAAUUCAGUUCAGAUUCAUUUGAACAAUGCACACACCUGAUGGAUACAUGGUACAUGGGCUUGAAAGCUUUAGAGGCCUGAUUUAAGAAAAAAGACCAAAAGAAGCAUAUUUUGGAGACUUCUUUUGUUCAAAUGAAACAAGCUGCAAUCCUGUGCACACUUUCUUGGGAGUAAGCUCCACUGAGCAUAGUGAGACUUGCUUCCAAGUAAACUUGCAUUUGGAUUGUGUUGUUAAUCAGAAGGUUUAAGGAACUAAUUAGAGAUGACAUUUUCAUCUGCGGUUUAAAAUCUUUCAAGCUUUUGGUUUCUAAAGUUACAUAUGUGAAAUUAUCUUUCCAUGAUCCAUUGAAACCACUAAAAGUGGUUAUUCAUGCCAACUGCCUUUUUGUUUUUCAGCUCGAUCCAAGGAUUAUUCAGCCCUUUUUGGCAGACUGUCGACAAACAAUUGCCAAAUUAGAUAAUCAGAACAUGAAAGCCAUUAAGGGACUUGAGGACAGGCUUUAUGCAUUGGACCAGAUGAUAGCUAGCUGUAGCAGACUGGUAAAUGAACAAAAAGAACUUGCUCAGGUAAUGACUCUUUCAGUUUUUAUGUGAGUGGCAGGUGGAUGAUACUGUUUCCCAAGGCUACUGUAUUCCCCCCCCCCAAUAAUGUCACUAUUUUUAAAGAAUCACAAUUUUAUAAUUUAGUAUUAAGCCCUAGAUUAGUGCAACCCAGGCUAGGUAAUGUGAUUUUAUCAGAACAUGCAUUUGGAAGCUAGCCUUUUGACAGCUGUCUUUUGAAAGGUGAUGAAGAGGGUGGAGCAGAGCUGGCUGUGCCUUUAGGCAAACUGAGGUGGCUGCCUCAGGUGGCAGAAACCCCCAAGCCAGAGCCCCAUAGCUGCCCUGCCACAUCUGUGCUGAUGCAGUGGUACCUCUGGAUACGCACAUCUCGGGUUGCAUAUCCUUCAGGAUGCGAACGUGGCAAACCCAGAAGUAUUUUUCUGGGUUUCGCCACACGUGCAUGUGCAGAAGCGGUCCCUCCGGUUGUGGAAACCUUGGGAUCCGACCAGAGCUCUGGAACGGAUCCUGUCCGCAACUGGAUCUACCACUGUGUUGGCUAAAAUAACAUGAGAUCUUGUGAGUGUGCAAGAUCUCACGUGAUUCAGUGAGAUCUCCCCCAAAAUAUGUGUCAGUGUCAGGGCUGGCAGAGAAGCGGCAGUGAGAGAAGCUAGGCAGGUAAAGGUGGUACUUCUGGUUUCACCUUAAGCAGCAAAACGGGUCUCGACAGCUCAGGUGGAGGCAGAGCAACUCCAGGCACUCGUGAAUGAGACAGAUUUUGUAGGCCAGUUCCAGUCUUUAUUCAGGCCUGCUUGGGGACCAAACCAGCUCUAAUCACAUGAGAGAGAAACCGGGGUGGGGAUGAGUUACACUCUUGAUUUUGUUAGAUCUCUUGAUGGCCUUUGAUAGCACUGGAUCACCACUGUGGGUUUAGGAGUAGGGAGUGCUGUUUGCAGAAGGCAGCAUUGGGUGAUGCCUUUCAGUCCCCUGGGAGUUCCAUGGUGCUACUCAGUAUAAGGGGCCAGUGGGAUCAAAUGUCAUUGGGAAGUAUUGAAGCGCAUCUCUAUUUCUCGGUAACAUCUGAAUCAGGAGGUGCUGUGGAAGUCCUGAAAUAGUUCAUGGAUUGAGGGACAGCAAACUGAAAUGAAACACCAGCAAAGAUAGAGGCCCUGUGUGAGUGGAUACUGGAUCUGAAAACUGGUCUGUUGCCUCUUCUGGAUGGGGUUGCACUUCCUCUGAAUGAACAGGUGCAUAACGUGGGGGGUUGAUCCUUGAUCCAGCAUUGCCAGUGGAAGCACAAGCAUCUAGAAAUGCCUUUUACCAGUUUCAGCUAAUAACACCAGCUGCAGCCAUUUCUGGACAAGGGUAGUUUGGUGACAGUGGUACACACAAUAGUACUAUUAGAUUUAUAGUCCACUUUAAAAUGGGGCUGUCCUUAAAUUUCAUCUAGAGUUGCUGCUAUUACAAAAAGGCUGUUGCAUGGUAGCUUUUUGAGGCAACGUAUAAAGCUUCUGUUGAAAGUAUUCCUCUGGCUGCUGAUUUGCUACUGAGUUACAUUCAAGUUCUUAUUACUGGUGUAAAAAGCCUUUACAGUUCUGGACAAGGGUAUAUGAGAAGUCACCUCUUAUACAGUUAUACACCACCUAUACAGUUCUGGACAAGGGUAUAUGAGAAGUCACCUCUUCCUCCUGUUUCCUAGUCACUGAGAUUUGUCAAUAAAGAUCUGUUGAUGGUGCCAUGUGCCCCUGCUGUAAAGCAUGCUGUGGCUCCAGUUCUCUGCAUUUCUCUUUCUUGAAAGUGAAGCGGGCUCCAGCACUGUUGCCAUUAUUUAUUUUUUUGUUGCGUGCCCUUCACCCUAAGGUCCCAGGGCAGGUUACAGUAUUACAGCACAAUUUGGAUUCGAGUUUCUCGCUCCCAUAACCCUCACCUCUUUUGCUCCUGCAGCAACUGUAAUUAAUUGCUUGCUUUAAGCUACCUGAUUUUACUCUUUGAUAAACAUUUCUCUGUCACAGUGACCCUGAGCCACAUAGGUUUAUUGUGAGAGGAGGGUGUAUUGAAGCUGCUGCCUCAAAGCAGAGAGAACGAUUGGCUGUGAACUGGAUUGGAUCCUGUUUGUGGAACUGGGAUCCAUUAAUAAUGCUGACAAUAUUAUUUUAAUUUUCCACGUAGCUGUGUGAAUUGUGCAUGACACAGAGUGAAAAUAAAAAUAAGUUCUUGAUUUUAUAAAUAAAUUCAUCCAUUAGAUUUUCAUCAAUAUGGUCAGUAGGUGGCAUUGCAUAAUAAGGCUACUUCCGCUCAACUCCAAAAUCAAAUGUAAAGCUAUAGAGAUGUUUGUGCUACUUACUUUCAUUUGUGACUUUCAUUUGGUUGUGUUUAUUUCAAUAAUGCAUAUAUCACAUCUUUUAUCCGAAAAUGCCUUUCAGGUGGCAUACAUAAAAAUUAAAUGCAAUAUUGAAAUAAACUUAAAAGUCGUGAAACAAAAAUAUAGGAAAAUUGAGAGGAAUAAACUAUUCAGCCAGUUAAAAGUACAGCAAUUUAAAAUCCCUGGGCAAAUAAAAAGGUAAUAAAAGCAAAUAAAAAGGUUGAAGCCUGUCGCUAGAAAGUAUACAGUGUUGAUUGUUUGCUUUUCUUUAAAAUCUUUGUAUUAUGAAUAUAAAAAGCUAUAUUUUAUUCAAAAUCCAGCCAUUUCUAUAUGUAGAAUACAAUGCCUUUUCCCAUAUUUAUGUAGAGACAUCUGAAGUUCUGAAGGAUUCAAAUGAUCAGCUGGUUAUGUGCUAGCAAUCCUGCCAUUGACAGCUGUGUCCACAGAUGACACACACUGUGUGUAGCUUUCAACAGCCACUAUUUGUGUUAAUUGAAAUCACUAUGUGGGACAUAACUCUUGAAGACAAAUAUUCAGCUUCACCUCAUAAAUAUAAAAUGAUUUCAUAUGUAGUUCCACAUGUUUACUAGCUGUCCAAUGUAUUUUUUCAGUGGUGACUCCCAAUUGAUGGUGCAAUGUUUUCCUUAAACAUUUCAUUACUGCCCGCUUCACUACCUUUUGGCACUAAAAGAAGACAAUCAUAUUUUCCGUAGUUUUUAAUGGACAGUCUUAUUCUUGUUGCUUUUAUUGUUUUGUGGUUUAAAAAUUUUAUUGUUGGCUACCUUGGAAGCUAACCAUGGAUUAUUAUUAUUUUUUUAAAAGCUACUUCAUGUAAAUAAGAUGCAGAAUUUUUGUAGUUUGCAAUUUCAUUAUAUAGCUGUGUCUACAAUCCUGUACAUGCUCACCUGGGACUACCAUUGAACUCAAUGGGGCUUAUUUCUGAGUAGGCAUAAGAUUGCCCUGUAGCAGAAGUAAAAACAUAAUUGAAACUCUUUUAGUAAUAAUUCACUAAAAUGGAGCAAGGUCCUUGAAACAGUAGGAAAAAUAUGUUUUAAAAUUAGCAGUUUGCAUGACAGAACAGUAUGGUUUGUUAGUCUUGUUGACAGAUGUUCUAUUUUAAUGUCAUGCAGUUAUAUAAGUAGGUUUUAACAAAUGAGGUUUUUUACUCUAGGCCAGUAAUUAAGUUAUGGUUUGCAGAAGAUGUGCCCAUUUUGCAUGGAGUACUAAAUGAUCUGAAUAGUGUUCUUGUCCUUGGUUUGUGUAUAUGAAGCUGGCGCAGAACAUUUGACAAGAUAAUAAAUAAAUAUGUAUUAAUUUCCAUUUUUAUACCACCCCCCAUCAUAUCAGUGUCACAGCAUGGGUUACAAAUGAAACAUCAAGCUCAUAGAAAUAGAGAAUUGUAGAGUUGGAAGGGAUCCCAAGGGUCAUCUAGUUCAACCCCCUGCAAUGCAGGAAUAUCAACAAAAGCAACCAUGACUGAUGGCCAUCCAACCUCUGCUUAAAAACCUCCAAGGAAAGAGAGUCCACCACCUUCCGAGGGGAUCUGUUCCACUGUCAAAGAGCUUUUACCAGCAGAAAGUUUAGUCAGAAUCUCCUUUCUUGUAACUUGAAGCCAUUGGUUCGAGUCCUACCUUGUCUAUUGAAUUGUGUUUCUUUUUAAAACUGCACAAUGUCUUGUUUUAAAUGUGACAGCUCAAAUAACUAACACUGUUUAGCUUGGUUUUGGGAUAUGCAUGGAUCUGGGCUAUCAGGGAGCAUUAAGAUGUAUUAUAAUUAAGUGAUUAUAUGCUGUGAAGACCAGGCAUCAUCAUCAUCAUAAUCAUCAUCAUCAUCAUCAUUUAUUUUUACCCCGCCCAUCUGGCUGGGUUUCCCCAGCCACUUUGGGCGGCCUCCCAGAAAAUAUUAAAAUACAAUAGUCUAUUAAACAUUAAAAGCUUCCCUAAACAGGGCUGCCUUCAGGUGUCUUCUAAAAAGGCAGUGUUUUUGUCCUGCUUUUGUUUUCAUAUCUUGCCACAACAAUGAAUUUUAAACCUGUUUUCUUACAGGGAUUUUUGGCUAAUCAGAAGAGAGCAGAGAACUUGAAAGAUCCUUCUGUAUUACCCGAUUUGUGCUUGAGUCAUGCAAAUCAAUUGAUGAUUAUGUUAACUAACCACCGAAAACUUUUAGAUAUUAAACAGAAAUGUACUACUGCCAAACAAGAACUUGCAAAUAAUCUACAAGUCCGGCUGAAGUAAGUGAUGCUGCUGCAGUGCUAUACGCUCCUCAACCAUGUUUUGUUUUGUUGUCACCAGAUUGUCAUGCAUGCAACACUACUAAAAUUAUGUUUUUAUGCAGGGAUAGGAAACCUCCACUUCAUAAUUGUCAGUAACUAAAUGGCCUGCUAUGUCAAGCAGAAAGAUCUGUUAUCACCAAUCUAAGUACUAGGUGCUAAGAUUGGAGAUAUCUGUAAAGUUCGCUCAUCUCUUUUUGGGUGGGGUGGGGGCUUGCUUUUAGUCUUGUGCAAGAAAGAUAUUUAGUUCAUAUCCGACAGUCAAACCUGAAUUUAGAUUUAAUUUUGUUAAUGUGACUUAUUGGGACAGUUCUGGGAUCUUGAACUUGGUAUGCGAUGCAUAAAUCAACUGUAUGAGAAGCUAGUGUUUUGUUUUUGUAUUUUUACCAUGCCAUUGAAGCUUGACCAAUAUGCCGUAUAAGCAAAUAUAGAUAGAUUUGUAGAGCUGGUUUUUGGCAUUCUGUAUUAUAUUCUGGUUUUUGGCAGAAAAUGAACAGAGAACUUCUCCUUUGUUUUCAAAUGAGCAAAUUGAUACAAUUCUGGAAACAGAAGUUCUGGUAGAAGCAUCCAGUGGAGAAAUUUCAUUGCUGUUAACAAUUCAGUAUGCUACAGUGAAACUUUGUAUUCCAUAGGUGGUGCUGCUUUGUAAUGCUUCAUGCUGACCAGGAUGGAGAGAAACUUCAAGCGUUGCUUCGUCUCGUAACAGAGCUGCUAGAAAGAGUGAAGAUUGUAGAAAAGCUUAGUAAUGUCCCUCAGAUGUACUGCUUGGCUGUUGUUGAAGUUGUAAGGAGAAAGAUGUUUGUAAAACACUACAGGGAGGUAAGCAACUUGAGUACAAAACCUAGAUCUCAGAUUGAAGACUUGAGGAGGGAACAUGACUGUGUGUGUAUGUAUGUUUAAUAUAAAUAUGUAUUUUUUCUUAUAGUGGGCUGCUGCUUUAAUAAAAGAUGGGAAACAUCUUUAUGAUGCAGAAAAGGCCAAAAGGGAAUCUUUUGGGAAGUUAUUUAGUAAGUAUUUUCUCUCUCUCACUCUCAUUCUUAAACCUGUAAUAUUGAUAUAUACACCACUUUUAUCUCUGAGUAAUAAUUAGGUCAUACAUUGUGGCUACCAUGUAAAGGCUAUUUUAAAUUGCAGCAUUUUGUGACUGUUUCCGUAUGUUGAACUAGUUGUGUGCAGAUAAAAACUAGAUCAUUUGGGGGGAGGGAGCUUUUGAAAACCACCACCAUCCCUUCUCUUUCCUUUCUUCCCUUUUUCUUUAUUGCUGUAGGCCAGGUGUGAGGAACCUGUGGUCCUCCAUCUGUGGCUGAACUACAGCUUGCAUCACUUUUGGUCAUGCUUGCUGAGACAGAUGAAAAUUGUAGUUUAGCAACAUGUGGAGGGCCAAAGAUUCUUCACAGCUGCCCUUGGACCUUCUCUCCCACCCCUCACCUGAAUUAUACAAUGAAAUAACCUUUUAUGUAAAAGUUGAAAAAAGGAGAUCUAUAGGUAUACAUGGAAAAAAUAAAAUGAAAUUGCCCCUGUUAAAUUUUCACAAAUAACUUGCAAUGUAGUUCUAUAUUGUUCCUCUUAAUAGAGUCCUGAGAAAGAACUGUUAGGAAAUGCAUUGGGCUCACCCCCCCAAAAAAAAAUCCUCCCCAUUUUUGUUGUUGUUUGUUUUGUUGUGUGUACACACACACACACACACACACACACACACACAUAGAGACAUACAUAUACACAUACAUACACAUAUGUGAAUAAAUCAAGUAAUAUUUAUUUCUCUGAACAGGGAAAUCUUUUCUAAGAAAUCGUUUGUUCAGGGGACUUGAUGCCUGGCCCCCAUCCUUUUGUGUGAGUAUACCAUGCUUUUUAUUUUUAAUGUAGACUUUUGGCUUUUCCCAAACACUUUGAGCAAUUAGUAUAAUUUGAAUUUAGAAGGAAGUGUGUAGCUACUUUUUGUAUUAACUAGCUUGUGAAGAAGGGGGUAUUUAGAUUCUUGGUGGCAUAGAAUGAUUACUCUGCCUCUUGAUUUAAUACUAUACUUGCCCUAGAAUAAUUGCUCUGGUAGCAUAGAUUAGUGAUCUUUCAUCCAGUGUAACCAUUUAUGUGUAUAUUUUCAUUUAAAAGUGUAGACAAAUACUUCAGGCUUAUAAAUAGUCUCUACCCUGGCUGUCUGAGGCACAAAAGAAACAACCAGGUUGGGAAGCUUAUCAAACAUUGAAUACUAUUUUCUUAGAAAUAUCUGGUCAUUUGUUUAACAAAUUUAUUUGUGGACAAGCUACUUUUGUAGAUUUGUUUACAAGCCUCAGAUGUUCCUACUUUCAGCUGCAGCUGUUUUAGUGAUCAGGAGACAUUCAAGCUCCCUGCACAGUCUUUCAACUGAUAAAUGGAAAUUAAAAUAUAUCUCAAUGGUCUUUAUUUAUAGGCUUAAAAAAAUAUCUCAGUUGUCCAAUCUAUUUUGCUAUUUAUCGUGUUCUCAUUGAUUUGUUUUACAUACAGACCCGAAAACCUCGCAGGUUUGAUGGUGAACUUCCUGAUAUCUCAUUAUCCGAUCUGCAAUUUUUGCAGUCCUUUUGUCCUUCAGAAGUCCAACCAUUACUCAGGUAAAAUGAGUUCCUAAGCAUGUGGGCAAGCAGAAAAUAGAUUGGGAUCUACUGCUAGAUCUCUGGGCAGUUUGUAGUAGAUUGGCAGUGGUUCCCAUAACAAUAAACUAGUAAAAUUGUAGUAAGAUGGCUCAGAGAAAAAAAUAAUAUCUGCCAUAGCUAGCCUUGCUUUAUAGUAUUCAUUUAUUUCCUUUGGCCAGGUAUUUGUAUGGUUAGGUGACCUAGUUUUAGAGGCUGUUAGAAUCCCUGAUCUUUAGCAGUUAGGGUUCAAACUGAACACUUUUGUGGCAGCAGGACUUUUCAUGAUAGCACAGGAUUGCCCUCCUUUGAAUACCAUAUUUUUCGCCCUAUAGGACGCACUUUUUCCCCUCCAAAAAUGAAGGGGAAAUGUGUGUGCGUCCUAUGGGGCGAAUGCAGGCUUUCACUGAAGCCUGGUGCACCGACCCCUCUCACUCUCCAGGCUUCAGGAAGCUCUGUGCAACCCUCGGGAGACCGGCUCCUGAUGGCCGCGCAGAGGUGCCUGCAGUCCCGGGCUCAGCGCAGCUCUGUGUGGCCAUCCGGAGCGGGGUGCAAACUCCCGCCCGGCUCCCGAUGGCCGCGCAGAGGUGCCUGCAGUCCCGGGCUCAGCGCAGCUCUGUGCGGCCAUCCGGAGCGGGGCGCAAACUCCCGCCCGGCUCCCGAUGGCCGCGCAGAGGUGCCUGCAGUCCCGGGCUCAGCGCACUUCUCCCCAUCGCCAGCCCCACAAGCUCGGGGGACAGCGGGGAGGUGGAGCGCGCCUUCCCGCUGUUCCCCGACCUGGUUCUUCCAGCCCCGCACCUGGGGGGGAAAUAAUUUUUUUUUCUUUAUUUCCCCCCCCAAAAAACUAGGUGCAUCCUAUGGGCCGGUGCGUCCUAUGGGGCGCAAAAUACGGUAACUGGUAAGACAGAGACAGUUGUGAACUUUUAAACAUCUUUCAAAUGUCUGCCCAGGCUUUUGGGACUCUUGGCUCUUGAUUUUUAUGUAUAUUUUUGUUUCGUGCAUGGUUUGGUUUUAUCUGUGAUAAUACAGUUGUGUUUUGUCAUUUUUAACUUAGAGUUUGGAAAUUUUGUUGAAUAUUGUGUUGUUUUAUGUAAAUCAUAGAAUCAUAGAACUGUAGAAUUGGAAGGGAUCACGAGGGUCAUCUAGUCCAAACCCCUUGCAAUGUUUGCCCAACGUGGGACUCAAACCCACAACCGCUAAACUACUUAAAGAUUUUGAAUAUGCUAAGUGGUAUAUUUUUAUAUAUAAAUAUUCUUAAAUGCAGUUAACACUUGUAAUCUGUUAAUAUCUGUUUAAUGUAAUCUGUGUUAAUUACUCUGUAUUUUUAAGGGUUCCUAUACUUUGUGAUUUCGAACCUCUCCACCAGCAUGUACUUGCUCUACAUAAUCUGGUCAAAGCAGCACAAAGUUUGGAUGAAAUGUCACAGACCAUUACAGAUCUGCUGAAUGAACAAAAGGUACCAUUGUAUUAUAUGUGUGACUUUAUAUAUGGGUAUAUUGUUGAAUGCCAAUCCUAAACACAAUUACUUAGAAAUUAACUAAGUUGUGAAGUGAAUCAGUGAGGAAUAUUUCUGAGAAAUGUAUUUUGUGAACAAGAGCAAAAAAAAGUUGCUUCUCAGUUCCUCGGCCUUUCCUGAGAGUACUCAACUUUCAGUAGAUGUUUCUUGUGGAGUGUCUCUUCUCUCUACAAGAAGGCAAACUGCCUGCAGUUGGCAGCUUAUAUAAAGUAUGGACAUACUUUAUAUAAUAUCGCAAUCAACUGCCCUAAAAUUUUUGAUUGAGAAACUAGGAGGGUUCGAUCCUUUGAAUCUUGGCAUUUUGCCAAACAGACCUUUUUAAAUGCUUUCCUAUUUUUUUGUAAAGUUAACACAACUUAUUGGACAUACUGGAACAGUCAGCUAAAAGUUGCUUUCCCUAACCUCCAAAGAUAUUUUGUGGUGCUUAAAUGUUGGGUUUCUGAAGUACCUAGGACCUCUUAUUCACAACAUUUAUUUGAAGUAACAUACUUAAUCACAAAACGUUUCAGGUUUAAACAUAGUUAAGUGUCAGUUAUGUAUUUCUGAAAGCAUCUGUUGCAAAUCCGUGAGCUUGUCACCUCAUCAGGGGUCCGUCCUUUGAUUGUUUAUUACACCACCCUUCUUAGAAAAGUAACAUAUGGAGAGACUUAAAUCAAGGAGAAAAUUUGUAAAAUAUUUAUCUUGGUGUUCUUUUUCAGUGCAUUGUUAUAGGGGCUGCUUCUGUUCAUAUUUCUGCUUCUCAGGAUAUUUUUUUUCUUGGGAAUUUACUAUUGAUAUUAAUUGGAAAGCAUUUUGCUACAAGCCUAAAUUAGGCUUGCAUGGCUAAUACUGGAAAUAUUUUUCUUUAAAAUACUAAUUGAAUGGAAAGAAAAUGUGAUACUGAAGCAGAAUCCACUAGUUAUAGUGUGCUUUUUCUGAACUCAGUCUUUGCACCUUGUUUUGUCAACACAGCAUAAAAGCUGAAUAAACAAUUAAUUUAAGGAGAUACAGCUUGAAAGAAACUAAGGUAGAAAUUACAGAGAGUGAUCAUGGCUAGAUUUCAUUCAUAUCUUUGUGUUAUGUGAUUCACUUAUUAAAUAAAAUUGUACUUCCAUAAAUGCAUGUAAACGGGCAAAUCCCAGUAAUUCAGAGUAAUGUAAUUUACCAUCUGACAAGUAUUUCAGGACCUCUAUCAUACACUAAUUAUAACCAGUUUGCUACAUAAUGUUCUAGCAUAGGAGCAGGCAACCUUUGUUGUGGGUUGCAUGCUGGUGGUCGAUAGAGCCAGAGACAAAAAUGUUCUAAAUUAACUGAUUCAGAAUAAAGGCCGCCCUGCCACAAAUAGCAUUAUGGCUACCUCAGAUUAGAAUUCCUAGUCUUCUACAAGUCUACUCAGAAGUAAACCCCACUGGUUUUGAUGUUAGUUCUCAAUACAUAUAAAAACAUUUGUUUUUAGUACAACAAGCAUAUAGUUUCCAAGCCCUUUUUAGAAAGGAAGUAAAAAUAAUUCCCAUUUUACUUCGGCAUACUAUGCACACACUUACACGCAGAACUAGAGCAUAAGCAUACCAAUUUAUUUUUGGACAGCUUGGAAGGGGGGUUAUUUUCUCCAAAGCAUGCAAGCAGGAAAAAAGUUGUUUAAAAAUUCCUUUAUGUUUUAUCAGAUAAAAUACUGUCCGUUUCAAAUAUUCUGAAAUGAUAUAAAAGUGGAGGGGGGGGGAAGAGAAAUUAAACUAGGAAUGAAUGAAACAGAAUGAAAGGAACUCUGAUGGGAUGCAAGAAUGAGGCAGCUUCAGAAGGUGCAUCAAAUGAGAUUGGGGUACUAAUUUGCUGGUGUGCCCUGGAUUAACCAUGGUUUUACUUUCUGCUACCUAUAGCUGCCAGUACGAUGUCAUAAGGUUUUAUGAAUUCCCCCUUCUCUAAUGUGAAAUCCUGCCACAUGUAUGGAGCCCACUCGAGGCCUAUCUUAGGAAUUGUUUAUGUUUAUGGAAUGAUAGUAUUUUAACUCUGGCCUGUGUUUUAUACUUUUAGGCUUCCAACAGUCAAGCCUCACCACAGUCUGUCACUACACCAAGGAUGGAAAGUACAACAAUUGCUACCUCUCCUAGAACUCCUCCACCACUCAGUCUUCACGGUCCUUUGUGCCCUCCUGUGUGCCCCCCAGGUCCUUUAGAAGAAUUGUCUCCAGACAGUAUUGAUGCUCAUACAUUUGAUUUUGAAACGAUUGCCCACCCAAGCAUUGAACAAGCCCUUAAGCAAGGGUCAUUAGACUUGGACUCACUGGCAGAAAGUCCAGAAUCUGAUUUUAUGUCAGCUGUUAAUGAGUUCAUAAUAGAAGAAAACCUAACGUCACCGAAUGUGAUAAGUGAUCCUCAAAGUCCAGAAAUGAUGGUGGAAUCUCUCUAUUCCUCAGUCAUCAAUGCAAUUGACAGCAGGCGGAUGCAAGACACAAAUAUAUGUGCAAAAGCGGAAGCUUUAGAAAAUUCUGCUAUAAAUGUUUAUAUGGAAAAAUGUAGAGAUGUUGCCGAGGAAUCUCGGUUAAAUUUAAUAAACAUAAAAGAAGACCUUUGUCAUUUUAGAACAUUUGUAGAAAAAGAGCAAUGUGACCUUUCCAGUUCUUUAAAAUGUACUUCAAUAGAAAUAAAGAAUAUUAUAGAAAAAGUAAAAUUUUCUCUUGAAAAAACUCUAAAAGAUAAACACCAGAAAGAGCUGCAAUUGGUAAAAACUGAAUAUGAAAGCAAAAUGAAUACUUUAGUUGAAGAUGGUGAAGAGAACAAAAAAAAGAUCACAAAAUUAAAAGGUGACUUAAAAGGUCUUGAAGAUGUUUUGCAUGAUAAAGAUAAUGAAUUUGCAAUAGUAAAGAAUGAAAAGGAAGCUGUUGUGUUUUUACAAAAUGAAAAGGAGCAAAAAUUGCUUGAAUUGGAAAGUCAAAUGAAGAAUCAGAGUUGUGAAAUUAAAGAACUAAGAGAGUCACGUGAAAGGGUGAUGGAGAGUUUGAAAAAACUUCAUACUGAAAACGAUGAAAAAAUGCAGCUUCUGAGAGCAGAACUUCAGACUUUGGAGCAAGAUCACUUAAAGGAACUGGAAUCCAAUCUACAGGAAAGACAUACACAAGAAUUUGAUGAACUAAUGGCUAAACACAAUGAUUGCUUAGAGGAGUUGAAAAAGGAGAAUAAACUCCGACUUGAACAAAUGCAAGAAACUCAUGCUGCAAAUGUCCAUGAGAAAGCACAACAGAUUGAGGAAUUAAAGGUCAAGGUUUCUGAACUGUCUGACUUAAGAUGCAAAUUAGAGGUUGAACUUGCACUGAAAGAGGCAGAAACAGAUGAAAUGAAAAUACUUUUAGAAGAAAACAAAACUCAACAGCAAGAUAAUCUAAAAAGUCUUAUUGACAAGGAAACUGAAAUGUUAAGAAAACAGAUUGAUAAUUUGAACCAUGUAAUACAAAUUAAUAAUGAUGAAUAUCAGGUGGGUCUAGCAGAGCUAAGAACUUUAAUGACAAUUGAGAAAGAUCAGUGCAUUUCAGAAUUAAUUGAUAGGCAUGAAGAAGAAACAAAUUUGCUUAGAACUGAAUUAAGUAAAGUAACUUCUUUGCACCAACAAGCUCUUGAAGCAGAAAAAAGAUUGGAAGAACAAAUAACAGAGUUGCAAGGUAAGCUAGAAUUGGAAGUCAGUGCCCUAGAAAAGCAAAAAGAAGAAAAUUUGGUAUUGUGUGAACAGCAAAAGAAAUAUGAAGCCACUAUCAGUAAGUUUGCAGAAGAAAAAGAGCUACUAUUAACUAAUCAUGAACAGGACAGGAAACUGCUUGUUCAAAAGCUCAACUGUGAAAAAGAAGAUGCAGUCCGAAAUGCCCUUAAAGAAUUUGAAUUGCAAAGGGAAGCUGUUGAAAAAGAACUUUUGGGGAAAAUCCAGCAACUAGAGAUGCAAGUUAAUCAGAGGUACUGUAUGAAUUAAGUUGCCCUCUAAUGCUUGAAAUAAAAUAAACCAACAGUGCUUAAUAUAAUUUGUAGUCAGUUGAGUAAGUGCAGUCUCAAACUAUAGAAUGUUUUCUCUAUUCUUGGAUUAAUGGUUCCUGCUCUUGCUCAGAUGCAUCUUGUCUCUUUAGAUAUGUUUAUCCUUUCCCCUCUUUCAAAGCAGUCCCUAAUUCCAUCAUUACAUGACUUAUGCUCAGGAGCACGUAGUUGUUUUUCUAUUGAACUUCUGUAUUCAAGCUAGUAAGUAUACAUUGUGAUUGCAAAAAUGCUGAGCUUUUCUGCUUCUUUUUAGAUAGUUCAAGCUCCUGAGUUGAGGACUUCAUUCAAACCUCCUUUUCACAUCUUCCUGUUGGGUGUAGAUUUUUUCUUUCUCUUUUUCAUCUUCCAAUGGAUAGGUGGACCUAAAUCAAUCAAUCACCCCAUGAAAUUGGUGUCCCUAUGUUAAACACAAGCUGUGUGUAAGAAAGAAUUUAAAAAUUACCUUUCCCCUAGGGUAAGAAGUUGUUGGAUAAGAGAAGCACCUUCACACAAUCUUGCAGCAUUAAUCAAGCACAAUGUGCAUUAUUUUAAAACUGUCACGUCUAAAUUCAAAAUUCUUUUUGAUUGAUAGGGCAGAAUCCCUCAUUUUUCUAGUAAAGGAAUUCUCCCCAUAGUGAAAGGGAACCUUUGGAUCCAGCUCAUAAUGUUUAUUGAUCAUGAAGGGGAGUUUGCACUGAAUGCCAGAUGGAAGUGAUACAUCUGUCCAAGCUGAGCAGACUGAAUUCCUUAAGUGAAUGAUGGAAGAAUAUUUCUGUUUUUUAAGAUCAGUCAUUGACAGCAUAAUGUGAUAUUCAUAACAAUGUUUCUGGCUGCGCACAAAUAGCUUUAAGAGUCACUGAGUUUUAUCAAUUGAGAUUCUGGCUUUUUAAAAUUUGAUUUUAAUGGGAAAGCAGCAUGGGGGAGUUUUUAAAAAUCAGUCUGGCAGUUUAUCAGGGACAAAAUACUACACAAAAGUGCUCUUAAAAUAUAACUAUAGGGCUGCUUAAAAACCGUGGCACUUGUUUUUGUUCCUAUUCACAGGACUCAUUUGUUCCCCAGAUACCUUUUAGGAAUUAGGUUUUUUUAAAAAGAUUUUGAAGCUGCCCUAUCCAAGAGUGAAAUUGAACUUUUGAUUGAUGGAUGGAAUUUGAACACUCCACAUAGGCCUGGUUCUCCCUCUCCACCCCUCUUGUUACCCAUAAAAGGAGACCAAAAACUUCUGGUUUAAAUUUAAACAGUAUCUUCGGAACUCUUAAGAACUGUAAUUUGUUUUAAACUUUGGUUAAUGAAAAUAAGCGAAGGUUAAGCUGUGGCUUCUCAAGCUGUCAUUUAAGCAAACUACCUUGAUUUGAGUUUGGAUGUCACAGGGAACCACUGUUAUUUUAAAAUGGAAAAUUGUAGGGAGAGGAGAGUGUAGAAGCCCAAGCCUCAAUACAGUCCAUUUUUCAGCAACAAGCUGUGGUUUCUCGUUACUUCUAACAGAGCCAUACAGUGAACUGUUCCUGAAGGGUUGCCAUGUUAGUCAGAUGGCGGACUCUGGUUCAUGAAAACGAAUACAACAGCAAUAUUAAUAGUCUUUAAAGUGGCACAAAAAUACGUUUGUUUACCUAAGCACAGUUCUAAGUACUGAACAGUGUUAAAAUUGGAACAUAAGAUUCUAAGAACGUUAAUAGUGUGCAUAAUUUGCAUUCAAGGAACCCAGUAACAGACUUUUCCAGAAUUAGAUACCUGUUUACCAAAAAUACUUCAGGCUUCAUUUCCUACCUUUUGAAGCAUAUAGUAGCAAAAUAAUAGUGGUAACUGUUUCAGCUUUUCUAUAAGUAAAGUGAUUAGUGGAGCAGCUGAUAUUUUAUUUCCGGGAGGCCUGAAGUGACUUUACGAAGAUCACUGGACACCACAAUGUCACAACCAAAACAAAACCCAGAUAUUUGAAAAACUUAAGAUGCUGAAAAUCUGGCAAAUGUAUUCACUUCUACAGUUCAGAAGUAGCCUGAAGUAAAAUUAUGUUCUAAACAGGUUCUUUGUACAUAUGACCUAUGUUCUUUUCCUCAAAUGAAAUACCAUGGGCCGUCUUCAAAUGUGAUGUGAUAUCGAGCUAAGUAUUUAUGCUUGUUAUAAUUACUAAUUUUCAGUAGUGAAGAUACGUUAUUAAAAAUUAUGCAGUCUAAUGAUGUCCUAUAUUUAUUUUAUGGCUGUUACGCCAUUUGUGAUAGUCAGUGUAUAUAAAUUAGACAUUUAUGCUCAUGCAUUGAAUACAUGCAGUGCUCAUGCCUGAAGGGGCAUUCCUCAGGAAAUUUGAAAGCACUAUGUACAAUUGCUUACUUGCAACUGAAAGAGCUCUUCUGUUGUUCGCUUCAUUAGAUAGCAUAUAGAAGAGCAAUUAAAUAUAUGUCUUUAAGUAGUAAUCAGGCUUGUUAAAGUUGAUUACCUAGGGUGUGGGGAUGUUGAGGGUCUAAAUCCAGGCAUGCUGAUCUUCCAACACAUGAUCACUAGUAGCAUGGUUAUUAUGUGGGCCGGGGGCGGGGGGCGGCGGCAGUGGAAGAAGGAGAAGAAGAAACAGAAGUGUAUGCAUAGGUGUGUUUUUUUUCCAGCCAAGUUUCUCUGGACAGAAGAAUUUGCUUGCAAUGAGUAAAAACAUGGGCUACAAAUCCAAGAAGCUGUUUUGGCUCAUACAAGGGGCUUCUACUAGCUUAGUGGAAAACUCAACUGUUUUUUUCUUUAAACAGAUGACCCACACAACCGAAUGCAAUACCACCGACUGCUUUUCAGUUUUUUAUUAAUGGGGGAAUAGAGAGAAGGGCUUUGGAGGAAAAUAUUAAUGAGUGAACAUGUUCACAUGCGAUCAGGCUAUUCCUCAGACUACAAGCCGUGUGUGGCUUUAUAGGUUAAGUCAGCAUUGUUGUUGUUGUUUUAAUUGAGCUAGGGAAACUAGUUUAAACCAAAGAAAUCUAUUCUUCUCAAUGGUCUUGGUGAUCUAUUUUGGAAUAGUUGAGAUCCUCCAAGUAGUCUUUAGAGGCAGCCACAUGUACAACACCUUGUAGUUUACACACUGGAUGAUAUUAGAGCUUGAAUUACCCAGUCUUUGUCCACCAAGGAGUCCUGCCACUCACAACACUAGUGAUGUGGGGUGGGUAUUUUUCCAUGGCAAAAAAUGCCUGUUUUGUAAGUUUAUUAACAAUGAAUUGAUGCCAAUUGAAAAUAAAUAUUAGACAAGCUUGGCAGUUUCAUUUUUUAGCUUUGUUUAUGAAAUACCAAAAAAACCCACACAUCCACCAAUGCAAAAUUAGAUCAUAUACCUAGGGCAUACUUUGUUUUUUAAAAUUUCAGAUUACCCUAAUUUUCAUAGAAAAUCUUACAAUUCAGUGGUAUCUGGACAACCCACAAAACUGUGCAGCAGCCUCAGGUACUUUGUACCACAGAUGUUACAGGCUGUUAAGUAAGUGGCAGAUCUUACAGCACUCCAAAGCUACAAAAUGUGCCGUAAGGAAAAGUGUAACCCAGUCCAGCACAGGUGGACAAUGUAUUCUACUCCAAAGAAAAUCUCACAGGCUUCCAUCCACCCCACCUAACUGGUAUGGACCCUGCACUCACAACCUUGACAUUAUUAGCCCAACAACUCUGACCUACUCAGCUAGCUAGACUUUGACUUCCUCCAUCUCCACUCAAAGUAUUUUCUUCCAUGAGUCAAUAGUUUGUUCAACAUGAAUAAUGAAAAGUAAGUCUAAGAUAGCUUUAUUAAUGAUCAACUACUUAGUUGUUUUCAAGGUUCUUUAGCUAAUACUUUAUAUGUACUUUAUGUUGGUUUUAGUAUGGAUUUAAGUUUUUUCUGUUGACAGUGUAAGUCUUUUUGACCGUGUAAAUUAAAGUAUUAUGGGUUAAUGAAGUAAAGUUUUUUUAAAACCACAGCAGCAGCAGCAACAACAACAAACUAGCAAUCCAAGACAUUAUCUACUCAAAACUGUUACAUGCAGGUCAAGUCAGACAUAAUGAUUUUCUUUAGGCAGCCUGCAUUUUUCUCUUUGUGUGGAACUUUUCACAUAGUGCAGUCUGGGCCAUGGACUGCCACAGGAACUUUCUUCAGUGAUCUUGUUAGUAGUUGAGCAAGCUUUUCCAUCUAGGGUGAAAUUUUAUGCAGUCAUCCUCUGUAUAGACACAAAGUGGUGGUUGGCGGGGGGGGGGGGGAGAUAUGAAAAUGUCUUGUUCUCCCUGCACAUGGGCAACCCCAUGCCUUUUAAUCAGCAAAGAGCGAGUUCAGAGUCCAGGGGGAUAGGAUAGAUGCAAGGGAGAUUUUAUUUUAUAUAAAUCUGUAUAUAUCUAUCUAUACUCUCUUUUACUCGGGGAGGGGGGGGAUAACUCUCUGUUCUUUUGCUCCAUUCCAAGAGUACACAACUUUAGACCACUUGAUGCAGGAGUAAUCUGGGGUGCUUGCUAGGGAUAAAGGCAAUCCAAAGCUUUUGGGGCAUGGUUGAGUGGAGCCAGUGCCCCCAUGGCAAAGAUCCUUGAGUAUCUGUCUGCUCACCACUCCUCUUGGCCAGAGGAAAAUAUUAUUUGUCCCUAUCCACAAGGAUGUGCACCAACAAGAUCAGGGACUAACAUCACCAGGAAACCCUUGGAAUACUUUGCUUAGAAGGUUAAAGCACUGUGCUCUGUAGAGAUAGUCCAAGGCUAUUGUUGGGGACAAAUAGAGGAGGAAGAGAAGAAGCCAGGCUCAGGCAACUGUUCAGGUAAAGGCUAACCUAUCGGCAUACGUAUAUAUAGUUGGGUGCAGGAAUGCCUGGAGGAGGGGGGACAGGUGGGAAUGUGGUGGGACAAUACAGCUUCCAGUUUCUCUCAUGUCUGCAACUGGGUGUGCUAAGCACUAGAAGCAAAUAGUGGUGAGCCAUUGUUUGGUUAGAGGGUCAUAUUAGGACUGAAAGGAGGCCGGUUCCAAGAUCACUGGCAGAUAUUGAGUCCGUCUGAUAUACCUCACAGAGUUGUUAUGAGGAUGGAAAGGAACUAUGCAUGCUGGAGGAAGGGCAGGGUUUAUUUUUAACCAGGAUUCCUCGUUUGAACAUAAUGCUAGGCUGAGAUUCUUUGAAAGUAACCUUGGCAGAAGUCCUGGAAUUAGGAGAAAGGGGAGGCACAUGGAUUUUGUUUCUUAUCUGGAAAUAAACACAGAGUUGCAGCCUUAUUUUGUAGAUUAUAGAACUUGUUUUUUUAAAUCGAGCUUUAUUAUAUUCCCAGGGGAUUGUGGAAGGGAUUUAUUGGUACCAAAGUUUUAAAAGCAAAAGUAGUACAUUUUCAGUUGUUGCGGAUCAAGCCAGUUUGUGAGGCAUGGCCACAUCAAGGCAUAAUGUGCUUAGUGCCAAGUUGUUUCACCAUAUUUAAAAUUCUAAACGUAAUUUUCAUUAGUUGAGUUUGUUGAAUUGCAUGGGAAUUGUGUAAUACCGGACUGAAGUGUUUCCACACUAUCAUCUCAGUAAGCUGAGAGUUUUUACUGUGUAAUUGAAAUGACUUGCUUAAUACGUUACUUUACAAGUAGAAUAAUUUAGCUGUCUUAACAUAUGAGAAAUGAAUCGUGGAGAAUAUUCAAGAAAGACAGUAUUGGAAGCAGAUCCAUUUCUUACAGAGUUUUCCCCAUCUCUUUAUUAAAACAAGAAUAUACAUUGUGCUUCCUAUGUGGCAUGUCAAGACCAUCGUGUAACGUGUCUGUAGCUGGAUUAUUUUGCAUUUGAAUAAUGCUGGUGGUGUACCUGAUUCACAAAGGCUCCCCUGCCUGCUAUUGUCGUAGGAUAUAUUUAGACAGCUGUUAAUUUCUCUGACUUUAGAGCAGCAAAUUGCUUGAUAGUGAAUUCCAUCUUUGCAAUCCCAUUAUACUGUAAUAUAGGGAUUAAUGCAAGAUUAGAUCGAAACUAAAUUUAUUGUUCCUCCUAUAACCAAGAUUUAGUUUCAUUUUUAGGUGUUUUUUUUUACUCUCCUAUCUUUCCACGAACACACCAAUUAUUUGCACAACAUCUGAACUUCCUCCUGCAAAGUCAAGCAAAAGAAGGCGAACACACUGUGCGCUAAGAAUCUUGCUGCUCUGUUUGUUAAAAAAAAUAAGAAAGGCUUUUUCAUACAUUUAUCAGGAAUGUUUCCCCUUGACUAGUCAGAAUUUUGAAUUUCUUAACUAGGGAAACACCAGAUAAAGUUAUAUUGUGGUUUAAGGUUUCCCUUUGUAGUUUGUUCGUAGCAUCCUGGGCUGGUCAUUUAAAUUUUCAAUGUUUUCCUUUUCCUAGUUCGGUUGAAUCAUCUGCAUCAAGCUUAGUUGCAGAACUUCAAGAAAAACUUCAGGAAGAAAAAGUGAAGUUUUUGGAGCAGCUUGAAGAACAUGAGAAAAGAAAAAAUGAGGAAAUGCAAAACAUUCGAACAUCACUCACUGCAGAACAGCAGGUAGACGAGGCUGUUUCAAGAUUUCAGAUUAGAUACACUUGUGAGGAUGCUUUAAAGUAACUGGGAGCUCCUUUGUUUUUCACAGCCUUCUUAGAAAUUCUCAUUCCUUAAAAUUCCAGGACCUUUUGAUGGUUUCCUUAUGUCUUUAGCUUGCAAAGGGAUUAUUGCCUAGCAUUUCAGGCUAGUACUGGUUUUCUGACGUGUCACAUACAGUCACUGCUUGUUCUUAUACAAUCCCUGUUCAUUUGAGUGGAGUUUUCACUGGGGUCCCAAACAACUUCCAUUGCAUGUUUGGCAAUUGUGCCACUACAUCUGAAAGAUGCUGGCACAAGGAGACAAAUGAGCAGCUUGGACAACAUCAAAAUUGGAUGCAUUCUGGGCUUAUGCUUCUAAAAAGUAAAAUCAAUCAAUCAGUCAAUCACUAUUAAUUGUUAUUUCCAAAAAAGAUUUUUACCCUGCUUAGUCAAAGAAGGCUCAAAAAGCAGCUUACAAAUUUUGAUGAUGAUAAGACAGUCCCUACAGCUCACAGUUUUAAUGAGGUAUAGCACAAAAAAGAAAAGGAACGGGGAAGGAGGUGGGGAAAGCAAGCUGGGACUGAAAAAUACGAAGAAGCAGAGCCAAAAGUUCCCAGUCUUUCAGUCUUACCUCUCUCCCUCUCCUGUACCUGAUGGAAUGGCUUCUGAUAGAUGGCUGCUGAGGGAGGAGGCCAAAGCUGGUACGUUGUAGCCUCUUCAGAGAUUGAAAAGUUACAGUACCUAUUUAUUUUUUUCAUGUCAUGUAUAUGUACAUUGUAUUGCUUAAAAUAAUGCUGAUUCUGUAUUUUCAGACAACGUUUAACACUGUUCUAACAAGAGAAAAAAUGAAAAAGGAGAACAUAAUAAAUGAUCUUAGUGACAAAUUAAAAGCAAUAAUACAGCAGCAAGAAAGGGAUAAGGGUAAGCAUGUGCUACAAAAUGUUUUGUACAUGUAGUUUGAAUCCAAUUAAUUGCUCUGCAAAAUAUCAGAAUAUUGAAUAUUACUUGUUGGCUGCCUUUUUCUCAGAUCUGAUUGAAAGUCUUUCUGAAGACCGAGCCUGUUUACUCGAAGAGAAGAAGAAACUUGAAGAAGAGGUUAAUAAGCUGAGAAGUAGCAAUUUUGUUCCACCAGCCUGUUUACCGCCUCCUUCAGAACCUCCCGGAGCUUGUGCAGCUGAUUUUACAGCAGAAACUGAGCGAUUAACUUCAGAUACCACAGAAGAAGGAAAAACGGAUUCCACACUGGAGACAAGCAUGAUGGCUGUAAAGUUAGUACACAAGUAUCGAAAUAGAUAUGUAUCUGAAUGUCAGUAGGCAUUGUUUGGAAUUUUUUAUUCUUAUUUGAAAUGUUUGAAAAUGCCCCCCACUCGGCUGUCCUGUGAAGCAACUCAAAUCUGAGGUGAAUAGGCUGUGGGUGCAAGGCUUUCGGACAACCUGGAAUUCUUGGGGGAAUUUGUAUUUAUAUUUUGAUCUGAUUUGAUACAUUUUUACAUCUCCUCCAGAGACAGACAGAGAGAGGAGUAUAUAGUUUUGUGAAUGACAUCUUUAUUUCUCAGGUUUCUUAGGUUAUCAACAUUCUCCUUUUACUUCCAGUUACAGUAUUUAUUUUGCUGUGAGGGAUAAAGCACAUCCAUCUACAUCCUGUUUGGCUUUGGCAGCAGGUGACUUUGGUGCAAAGUUGAACAGAAAACAAUAUUCUUUUUUAAAUGCCUCAAAUAAUUUUCUUUAUUCAUAACUCUAACCCAUGCACCAUCCUUCUAUAAUUUUUGCAGAGGCCUUAUAUAGUGGCACAUUUUCAAAUUUUUUGGUCAUAUUCAUGGAAGUUGUUUGCAAAAGUACAUAGGAAAUCAUUGGACCUCUUUUUAGAAAACAAAAACACCUCAUACUUUAAAGGGUCCAAAAUCUGAGAGCUUCAUUCCCUCAGAAGUGACUACUGUGCCUAUAAAUAUCAUACAAUUCUGUCUUAAAAAAUGAAAAUUUAGACUAUACUGUAGAUGUCAUAGGAAUUGUUGGUUUUUACCCUAUGUCUUGGAUCCAGAGUGAAACAUCAUGUCAGUACAAGCCACUGACCCAAAGCAACCCCCUCUUCAAACCAACCAGGAAGGUCCAGAAUAUUUCUUCUGGACACAGCCCUACUAUAUUAGCACAUGGAAGUGUUUUCCAUGAACUUUGUUAUCAUGUGAAAAAUAAAAAGAACUCACAUGGUAUAAAGACUCUUCCACCUCAAAAAUGGUUGCUGAACUGCCUUUGAAAAUCCAAAAGAGCACAGUAGAAAUACCAUGCAUGUUUUCCAAGGCAUUGUGAUUAAUUAAUCUGCUUGGAUUCUUCGCUCUUUUUGUCACCUGCUAUUUAGGAGCGGGGAAUAUACAGCAUGUCAGAUACACUGGAGACACAAUGUAGCAUGUCAAGAUGAAUAUAAUAUGGCUUAUCUUCAUUUUCUUGUGACAUAUUAAUCUACUAAAACCCUCUAUUUGACAUAUUUUCUCAUUAAUGAAGCUGCGCAUCUUGUUAACCGUUUCUUAUUUUAUUUUUAGUGAAAAUGUGCAGAUUUUGUCAGAGGAAAAACAGAGGAUAAUGAUGUUAGAAAAAGUGAGUAGUUUUUUGCUCUGGUUACCUAUUUAUUGCCUUCAAGAGAGAUUAGGAACCUCUGUGUUCUGCUUCAUGUAUUAAUGUAUUGUCAUACAUUUGCUGAAAUAAGGUGGACUGGAACCACAUGGGAGCUAACAAAAGCAAAAGUCCUAACUUCUUCUCGUCCACUGUGAUUGCCUUUUUUCUUAUGCAUACUGCUACUGGUUAUUUAGGGAACUGGUUAUUUAGGGAACGUUUGCCUGUAUUCAGGUUGUUGUAAGAAUGUUUGUAAGGGCUAUCUAUAUCUAUUGUAGUGCUAAGCGACUUGUUCCCUUAGUGCAAGGAACUCUACUCCCCUCCACCCUAAAUCUGUUCUGGGAGUUUAUCCCAGAUUUGGGAAGGGUGUGGGUUGUGCUCAGGCAGAGGAGACAGUUCCAUUGCGCAAGCUUAUAUCCUUCUGUUAAUGGAGUGAGUGCAUUGGAUGCCACCCUUGAACCCUCUGAUUUUAAGAUACUUGAAGAUGCUUAUUUGGAAGAAAGACAAAUUCAUCCAUUGGCCCUAUCCAGAGUCGUACACACACAGCAGCUUUAAUGAUGCUGAAUUCUAUUUUGGAUGCAUGAUGAGCCUGAGUUGCUAUUUGACAUAGCACAAACAGUUCCCAAAGCACUGACAAAAACUGUGUGUGCAGUUCGAAGUGCUAGAUGCAGAGAUCCAGCCCAGGAACUGCAUGUGCAGCACUUGUUUGCACAUGUGGAUCCUGGUCAGCCAGAGAUAUGCUCACAGCAGCAUAACCUUUGCUCACAGGAGCCUGUUGUGUUUUUGUUUUUUGCACAAGCCUACCUUGCUACCAUGUUUGCUGUUUAUCGAGCAAACCUGUUACUGUGUUAUGUGUAAUCUGUAAGAUCUGUAAGUUAAUUGUCCUAUUAAUUUUUAACUAAUGUAAAUUAAUUGUCCCAUUCUUAAAUCAAGUGAGUUCUAAAGUUUUACUUUGACAAGUGUCUCUUUAAGUAUUACUGAGUAGUAACACAACUGUUACUGCUGCUAUUCUGCAACUGGAUGACUGAAAGCAUUUCCUCAUUUUAGGUGCUUAGAACUAUUGGAUCAGAGUCAAUACUACCCUUUUAUAUUAGGACAUUUAAACUGAUUCCUGUUAAACUAGAGACAUAGGAAUUAUUGUAGUUGCUUUGGCUUUCCUAUUAAUACACAUUUCAUCGUUUACUGAGAAAACUCAGGGAUGUAACACAUGCUUUGUAUCCAGAAAGCCCCAGGUUUAAUCCCUAACACCUGUAGUUAAAAAGAUGUCAAACAAUGACUGGUUAUAGAUGUGUUGACUGGUUUUUAAACUUGUAAUACAGAUCUCGCCUACCCAGCCAUAUGCCAGUAAAAAAGGGAAGAUGAAUACUUGGAUCUCACCCACCUCCAGUCAAAGCUGGUGUGGUGAUGGUGGGGGAGCUCAUCUAUAGAGAUGACUUGUUUUCAAAUUCCUCCCCUGCCCUCAGACUGCAGGUCAUAAAUUGCGGUUGGGACGUGUCUUGGAAGCUCGGACACCAUGGGCCAAAUUAAUUUAACCGCAUCAAAGCUUUGAGAAUUUCUUCUAUCAUGCAACUUCUUUGCUAGCCAAUGAGAGAAAAUUUAAUUUUCAUGAAAUCUAAGCUAAAUUUCCAAGUUAUGUAACUACUCGGAAGAAAAAUGAUUCAGCUAUGAACACCAUUAUUUGAGUUCAUACUUAAUAGAUGGCACAGCUGGUAUGAAUUUCUGUUCCAGUAGGCCAAAUCUGAUCUGAAACAUAUUCAAACCCACUAAAGUAUUUGGCACAAUAAAUAAGUGUGGGUUAUACACUUAGCUGCACACACACACUUACAUCUAUAGUGUUUUUAAAAAAUUGAGCCUCUAGCAACACAAUCCUAAACCUGCUUACUCAGACUGUAAGUCGUACUGAGAUAAAUGAGCCAUCCUCUCCCACAUAAGUAUAGAAUUGCAGGCUUAAAAUAUUGAAAACAUGCAUAUGAAGUUAUAAAACUAAUAUAUGUAAAACUAUAUUUAAACAAAAUGUUGAAAGGUUUGUGUUAUGCUGUUUUAUAGACGUUGCAGUUGAAAGAGGAGGAAAAUAAGAGGCUUAAUCAAAGAUUGGUAAGCAUAUAACAAAAUUAUGUGUUUAGAAAACAAAUGUGGUUAAACAGGUAGGUUUUUGCCACUCUUGGCUUGUGGCAAUGAGACUUAACUCAAGAGGGUAUGCCUUUAUAAUACAGCGUUAAGCCAGGCUACAUUUGGAUGUGAUGAUCCUUGUAAUUGAGAGGCCCAAGAAAACUGUUGAGGAGUAAAAAAUAAUAAUUAAACCAAUACUUUCAAAGUGGUGGGGAGAGCAAAUAUUCCUCUUUUUUGUUUAUUUGAUUUCUCUCUUUUUAAAAAAAUCUAAGAUAUUUCAGAAUUUGAGGAUGGAGUAGUUUUUCAAAGAAACAAGGGAAAUUAUUCAUAUGUAUGUUCUUUUGUGUGUGUGUAUUGCUUGAAAAUAAACUUAGCAAUAUAUAGUGAGGAACAACCUUGCCAGAAGCAGUUCCAUGGGAGUUGCUAGGAGCUGAUCUAGUCUAAGAUGUAUGAUCUAGAAUUGUGAUGCAUUAGUCUAGAAGCAUGAUGUCAUAACAGGAGACAUGGGGUUCUGGAACUCAUAGCACUCAUGAAAGCUGCUGGUAUUGCAGCACUACGAGUGUUUAUUAGAUUUAUUUAUGUUUCUGUUUGUGAUUUGUGUAAAGGACUUUGACUAGGUAUGCAGUGGUGUUCAUUUAGGGAUGGUUGGCAGUAGACUUGAUUGAUUAAAGGUUAUUUCAAGAAGGCUUGUCCCUCAUUGCUGAACUUCCGCACAGUGUACAGCCAUCAAGGAGUGCUGGGAGUAUAGAGAACAUGCCUUAGAACGGGUAACCUGCAUAGCACCCUCCAGAUGUAGUCGGUCAGGGAUGAUGGGUGUUGUAGUCAGUCAGCCAUGUUGCCUGGGACUGAUGGAAAUGAUAGUGCAGCAAAAUCAGGAGGAAACCACAUUGGCUACCCCUGCUAUUGAUGCAUCCCCAAAGGCUCUGCAAAACAGAGCAUAUUCAGCAGGCAAGCUGGAGUCUUGCCUGGUUUCUUUAAUGAGAUUUUGUAACCACUUCAUAGGAAUAGAAGUAUUAUAGAAGUUUUCUAAUUACUUUGAAAAUAAGAAUCAGUGAUAUAGUAAUAGUUUUGCAUAAUAAUGAUGCAGUUUUCACUGGAGGUAUUUGUCACUGGCAUUCUAAAAUACUAUUGGUUGAUCCAACUUAGUACUACAGUAAUCAUCCCAACAGCACAACAGAAUGUUCUCUCCUUCUCUUCCCCUUGUAUACCCCCUAAAUCUGAUCUGAGGCUCUCAUAACCCUCUGGAGCAGAUUUGAGGAUGGUGCAGGCCAUGGGACAGGGUGAGUCCCAUUGUGUUAAUGGUAAUCCUUGUGUGAGUGCAUUUAUUGAGUUGACUACCAUCCUACAUAAUCCUAUCCACUUUUACUUGAAAAGUACGUCUCACUGAUUUAAAUAACUUGCUUCUAAAUGUUUGUAGCCAAACUUUCAUUUAAUGGCAAACUUUACUUUUUCCCCUCAUGUGAAGUCUAAUAUAUCUUAUAUUGUGUUCAGCUGAACACUAACAAAGCUACAAGAGAGCAUUUGGCAGUUGGAUGUAUGAUUUAAAGACCAUUUUUUGUUAGUAACAGAAGUUUCACAAGGGGAAAACAGUAACUUAAUUAUUUCACAAGUAAGCACGAAUAAUCUAAAGCUAGUUUUUGCCAGUCCAUGGGUAAUUAUAGCUGCUACUUGGUUUUGAAGCAACUAAUGUAGCAGCCAAGAGCAUGACUGCAUUUUUUCUUGAUACUCCCAAGAUUUUAUCAGCAAAUGCUUCCUUUCAUUUACGUCAUCAUAAAGAAGAGAUGUGAAGUACAUUCUCUCAGCUCGGAUGUACUGUGAGAGCAAGGAUUUAAGUUCAGUUUUCCAUUGAUUGAGUGUUAUUUUAGGACCCUCUUAGUAUCUACGAGCUGCGGUAAGGAAACAGACCUCUUUCAUCUAGAGUCACUGGAGCAUGUCAUUUUUGUGACUGAGACUAUGAAAAACCCUGAGUUUAAAUGUCAUAAAAUAAAGGAAAGAUUCUAAAAGGUGUGGGGUGACCGGACAAAAGCAUAUAUAUUCAGCUUUUAUGUUCCAUAUGGACAAAAAGUUACACUGUCAACAUAGCAAAACACAAAUUGGUUGCCUCUUAAUAGCCCUAUCGAGCAUGUAGAUCUUUGAAUCCAGGCCAAUAUGUUGGAGAGAAAGCCUAACAGAGAAAACAGAUGAUAAAAGUAAUUAUUUUAUAUAUUGAGACUUAAGACCAGAUCUGGUGAUGAGGCAUAGUUUUUAACAGCCUUGUUUAAAAUUGUGAUGAAAUAAGAAAGCAUGUUAAUAAACUUAUUGUUGGUGGUUAGACCUGAAAAUGCCAUGAAAGAUUUUUACAAUACAGUGGUACCUCGGGUUAAGUACUUAAUUCAUUCCGGGGGUCUGUACUUAACCUGAAACUGUUCUUAACCUGAAGCACCACUUUAGCUAAUGGGGCCUCCUGCUGCCGCCACGCCGCCAGAGCACGAUUUCUGUUCUCAUCCUGAAGCAAAGUUCUUAACCUGAAGCACUAUUUCUGGGUUAGAGGAGUCUGUAACCUGAAGCGUAUGUAACCCGAGGUACCACUGUAUUAAAAAAGUGAUUUCCCCCCAUUACUUUCUGUUUGUUUCUUUGAAAUGGUUGUGCACAGAAUGGUCCUUGGAAAAAUUAUACUUUUCCACACAAUAUAAAACUUCUCUUAAAUGAUUUUGAUGCGUCACUGAAUAUGGCUUUCAGUGUUUGAUGUAAGUGUCCAUGCUCUUUUGGUAGCGAUGUGGAUGCUGAGCAUAAUUUGGUCAGCUUUUGAAGGUUUUCUUUCCCUUUUGGUGUGUGGGGAAUAGUCCUGUUGCAGUCUUUUCAUAGGCAUCUGGUGAGAACAGCAUACUGAGCUAGUUGGACCUUUGGUUUGAUACAGCAGGACUCUUGUUAUAUUCUUGCCCAUUUGACUCAGAGUGAAGUACUCACUCCAAGCCCAAACAAUAGGGGUGAGCAACCUUUUUGACCCCAAGGGGCUGUAGGCAGGAUUGGUAGUAAGUUGAGGACUGCGUGCUUACAUUCAUGUUUGUGUGUGCACAUACAUGCCCUACUGCCACACACAUCCUCACACAGAAACCUUGUCACAACCUUCCCGUCACACACUUUCUUAUACAAGUAAUAGUAAAAAGGAACUUGCUGCCGCCGCCACCAUCAUCCCAGUGCAUUCACACAUUUUUGUUUCAUUACUGAGCCUCUGUCCUCAUUGCCUUCCUUUUUAAAAUUGAGUUUCACAGUGGCAGGUCAGUACAGUACCAGCUAUUCAGUUAAUGCCAUUCAAAGUUAAAUUCAGAACAGGUGAAUGAUCAUGAUCAUCACCAUAUGCAGACUCCCAGUUGGAACUCCUGAGUGUAGCUGAUCCCUGCAAAAAAUCUAGCACCAGUGCAAGAUGUGCUUUUGGCAGGAAUCUUUGUGGCCCCACUCAUCUGUCAAAAAUAGCCUGUGGAGAGUGAACCAGUUUUGCAUCCAGGCUAUUGGUUAAAGAGCUCUCCGGCUAUGGUCCUGAUAAAGAGCAUUCCUUUAAAGCUUUCAUUCAUACUGGAAGGAAAUCCUUCACUGGUGUCUUGUGUGUCCCUAGGCAGUCUAAUAAGUGGUAAUAGAAUUAUGUUACAAUACUGACCCUAUAGCCAGAAUAUGUUGCACAAACCCUUCAGAAAAGGAUAAUAAUAAUGCUUUCUCAUUUUUGCAGAUGUCUCAAAGCAUGUCUUCGGUGUCUCUAAGACAUUCUGAGAAAAUUGCAAUCAGAGAGUAAGUAUGGGUGUUGAUAAUGGUCAAGGAUUUUUUUUUCUGUUUUAUUGAAUUCUUUUUUUAAAAAAAUCCUCCUCUGGUAAAUGCUUUUUAAAGUUCUAAUUGAGUGCAGACUGAAAACAGUAUAUCUGAAAAGCUAUUGAGUGAGUCAAUUCUCUGCCUUGGUUUAUUUAAUUGUUCCUAUUGUUUUAGGCAAGCAUCUAAUUGCCCCAGCCCACCCUGGGUGUCUUUUUGAAAAAAUGCAUUGUUUGUGUUGGGAUAGAUAAUAUCCUAGAAUUAUACUGCCAAAUACAAAAAACCUGGUUGAUGUCAUUCAGGAGAUACUGGUCUGCAUCCUUAAGGGAGUACUCUCCAGUAGAGGUUCCCCACACACAACUGUGCAACUGAAAGUGAGGAUUUGAACCUGUCUUCCCACUUCUACUCCGAUACUACCUACUGCACAGCACUGGCUGUAUUUUUUAGAACAACAGCCCACUACAUAUGUACUUUUGUUUUACAAAGUCAUAUAGAAACGCAUAAUGGGAUGCAAUUUGUUUUAUAAAGUUGUCCUGAUCCUCUGGCCCAAAGGAGGGCUUGUGGAACUGGUCAGAUGCAGGGAUACCAAAGAAGGAUGUCAAAAACGCCAGAGUGACCAGUUCUGGUGCUUUAUCUAAAAAAAGGUGGGGACUUGCAGCCAACCAGCCUGCCAGGUCUCCCAGCCUUUACAAAAGUGGGAUGGACAUCGCAGUAAGGAGGUGGCUUGUCCGCACCCAAGGAGACAUGUAUACAUCCUUUAUGCACAAAGCAACAUAUGUGAGUUUACCCAGAAGCUCCCAUCACACCUGACCAAUGAGGCCAUAGGUGGCAACUGUCCAAAGCUUCUCCCUUCUCUGGGCCUAGAGCCCAGCACCCCAAAGCCCACAGAUAAGCACAGCAUCAAAGCAAGCCAGUUAGCAUAUAUCAAAGCAAGUGAAUAUAAACAUCUAUGAGCUCAUUCGUGCAACAACUGCCAAUUAGUUUGGGGUUAUCUUGACUACCAAGACAGUGUCUGCAGGCCUUCCAGAACAUUUCACCUUUGGUUCAACACAAAAGUCCCUGAUUUUGGCAACAUGUCCAUACCUAGCUGGUGAAAGCAAAAACUACAUAAUGCCUUAAAAGCAUAUCACGGCACCAAAGUGUGUAAAGGGCAUAAUGACUCAGGCUGCAAUCUUGUGGUCCCUUUCCUAGGAGGAAGCCCACUGAACUUAGUAGGGCUUUCCUCUGAGUAAACAAAAAUACAAUAGUGCUGCUUUUUUUCUGAGGCUUGUAUUUUUUUUAUGCAGUUUUCAGGUUGGCGAUUUGGUUCUCAUUAUUUUGGAUGAACGUCAUGACAACUAUGUAUUAUUUACUGUUAGCCCAACUUUGUAUUUCUUACACUCGGAAUCUCUUGCUGCACUGGAUCUCAAACCAGGUGAGUGUGGUAAGUGUCAUAACUCUGGAGAGAAUGUUCUUCUGGAGCAUUUAAAUAUUCAGUCUUGCAAUAAUCUGCUUAAAAUUUAUGUUUGAACAUGUGAAUGCAUGUAUUACAUAUACAUGUUGGGGCCAGUAUAUAUAUAACAGCUGGCUAGUGCAUGAUUAUUAUCAUGUCUUAUGAAUAAUGUGAACAUGAGGAGGGAAUUGUGCACAUUUUCCAGUCAAUAUAGAUACUUUCCAGCAGGACUUAUUGAAUGCUUACAAGUUGAUAGUAUUUUGUACAUAUAUUUUCCAUGCAUUAUCUCCAAAGGUAUUUGAGUGGGGCAUUGUAUACAACCUAACUGCAUUUUUUACAUUUUCUGGGCAAUGUGCACAUUUGCCAGCCAUUAUGCAUAUGUACCAAGAAACAUACCCAUUGUUUCUCUCUGUAGUACAGAGGUAGGCAAUCCGUUGCUGCAUACUACAUGCAGCCCACUGUUUUAAUUUUAUGCAGCUUGUGAUGUCCUCUCCUGCCGAUGAACUGAGCAGUGGGAGAAUGAGGGUGUAGCCGCAGUCUUUUUUCUCCUGCUACUUAAGUGUUCUGUGCAGAUUAGCUGAGCAACAUUGAGGAUGGAGGUUUAAUGCUUUGCUUCUCUAAUGAGUAGUAGGGAAGCAAUAUCUAUGGGUGGGUGGAUUUUAGGAAGGUGGCAUGAAAAAGAUGAAGAAUCAAAGUAUGCCCCACUAAUUAAUGUCCAUGUAGCUUUAAAGUUGUCUAAGGAAGUUUCCUAUGGUGCUCGGUUGGGCAACUGAAGUGUAGCAGAGAUGAAGGUGAGCUGUCUGCCUGCUUUUAUCUUCUAUUGUUCCUUGGUGAGAGUAGAUCCCUCUUAACACACCAUACAAUAAACCAAUUUCUUCUGUCAGUAUGUCACAAAAAGAUGACAAUAUGCCACUAUACACAUUUUUGCCAUUAUACACUUUUUCAAAUUCAAAUGCAAGAUUAUGAGUUUAGAAUAUUGUACCAAUUUGAGGUAACAUUUUGUAUAUGGAAGUUUUUUAUUCCUUCAGAUAGUUAAAAUUAAGAUUAUAAUGUGCCUGCUAGAUAAAUGGCCAUGGACAAUUUUGUGCCUAGAGUAGUUUGGAUAUUAUCAUGCCACAAGUAAUAAAUAUUCUCCUUCCAGCUUCAGGAGCAUCUCGAAGACCCUGGGUGUUGGGAAAAGUGAUGGAAAAGGAAUAUUGUCAGGCAAAAAAGGUAAGGAUAGAUAAUCAGUUUCAGCAUGGCUCAUUGAAAAUAGUUGCAAGAGUUCCUUUUAGUUAAGAGGGAACUUUACCCUCAUUCUUACUCAUAACUCUGUUUUAAACUCAGUUGUAGGAAUAAUAUUUAAAGUACCAUAUUUUUCAGUCUGUAAGAUGCCCCAUAUUUUGGGGGAAUCAGAUUUGAGAAAAUGGGGGGAGAUGUAUCUAUGUAUAAGACGCCCCCUAAUUUUUGACAUUAUCUUUUAGGGAAAAAUCCUAGUCUUAUACACAGAAAAAUUAAGUAAUUGUUAACUUUUUAAUUCAUCCCUCACAUAUCAUAGCCAUCAGCACUACUAUUUUUUAUGAAAGUGUUCUGGAUCAACUUCUUAAGUCUAAAAGCUUGGCUAACCAUGAAAUACUUUAAAGUAUCUUGGGGCAAGUACUUCAGUAAUUUGCUGAGCUGCUGCCAAUAGCUAAUCAAGAAGCAAGUGCUUUGAGGUGUCACAAAAUUACAUUUUUUUACCCAUAGCCCACUAGAUGGUGAAAUAGUAAUUUACCUCAAAAGGAGAUUCAGUUUCACUUAAUGUACAUUAAAUAUCUUAGUCUGUUAAAUUGGGUAGAUUUAGUUGCAUUGCCCAUUCACAGAGAAUUUCUGCAUAUUUGACCAUUUGCACCUUAAAGAUACUGAGCUUGUCAAAGGAUGCUUGAUUUAUAUUUAGCUAGUGUUAUUGUGCUUGCAUGAAUUAGUGAACCAUUAUUGUGAAUAAAACAAGCUGUGAUUAUGGACUGGGCUGUGUGUGGAGAAAUGUCAUGCAGCUGCCAGCUCAACCACGUCUGCAAAGAAAUGAGAUGAAAAAGUAUUGUUUUCUGAGAUGAAAACGUAUUGUUUUCUGACUAGCUCUGGUAUAUUUCAAAUAAUUCUUUGCAUAUGUGUGUUUUUGUUUUUGCUUAGGCACAAAACAGAUUUAAAGUUCCUUUGGGUACAAAAUUCUACAGAGUAAAAGCAGUGCCAUGGAACAAGAAAGUAUAA